AUGUCGACAAAAUUUAAUGACUUCUUUCUUGAAGAAUUCGAAGAAUAUUACUUUCAUUCCAGAACACUGUCCGAUAAUCCUGUCGAAGAAAUUGAGUCGAAGGCAUUUGGUCUAUCUAAUCAUGAAGUAAAAAUAUUUCUCCUACGAACCUCAUUGAAAACGAUUGCCUCUGACAUAUUUUCAAGCAACCAUCCUCACGAUUUUCGAAUAACUCUGACAAACAGAAUCACCAGGGUGAUAGAUUAUAAUUACCCGUCUGGCACUGGAAAGCACUCCUUAUAUCUGAAUCCUCUCGAAAGACAUGACGAAGCUAUCACAGUUCCUUCAACAGUUUCCCCAUCUGUUUUAUCUUUUCUGCAUAAAGUGGGAUUCAGAAAAACUGCGUCUGAAAGUAACUAUUUCAUAUUUCUACCCUGUCCCUUGGGAACAUUUUCACACCACACCUUGUUUACCUCGGAGCUAGAUUUGGAGAUCUGCACAGAUUGUCCACCAGGAGGAUUUUACUCCGAUAAUCUUGCCUUCGUGGCGAAAGGCUGUAAGAAAUGUCCGAAUGGGUGUUACAUUGCAUAUGAGAAGAAACCCGGAAAAUCAGUGCUAGAUUGCAAGACUUGUCCUUUGGGAACUAAAACUGACUUUUUCGCUGGAUACCGAGCUUGUCCAUGUUUGGAAGGUCAUUACCGAACCCACUUAUUUGAGGGAUGUCGCGAAUGUGGCAAAAAAGAUGGACUUGUUUGCCAAAGAGAACAUGCUUCCUUAGGACCUGGUUAUUGGUGGCAGUGGCGUAACGAUUCUUACAAACGUCGUUAUCAAGAUUUUAUCAAAAAUCUCAUGGAAUCUAAACCUGUAUUAGAUGAGCAUUCUGUGAAGUAUCCUUAUGUACUUCCAUCGCCGUACAGAUGUCAGGUACCAGAGUCCUGUAGGGGAGGGUUGGACUCACCAUGUGCAAAAGGAUACGAGGGGCCAGUUUGCGCCGUGUGCAGCUCAGGAUACUACAAGCAAUUCCACAAAUGCAGAAAAUGCCCAUCAAAAUCAUGGAUCGUGGGUGGCCAGAUUCGUUAGAAGUUGUUGCAAAGUACUCUGGAAUGCUUCAACUGAAUUUGCUUCAGAUUGCACCUUUUCACUGCUUAUUCCCAGGAUU
This is a messenger RNA of Stylophora pistillata, 1138 nucleotides long. RefSeq lists its product as uncharacterized. Gene Ontology annotation, molecular function: protein binding. NCBI's taxonomy places the organism in Eukaryota, Metazoa, Cnidaria, Anthozoa, Scleractinia, Pocilloporidae. The record is from RefSeq and is a predicted model, not a curated record.